Molecule: messenger RNA, 774 nt
Organism: Rhodamnia argentea
Lineage: Eukaryota; Viridiplantae; Streptophyta; Magnoliopsida; Myrtales; Myrtaceae
Product: LYR motif-containing protein At3g19508
Exons: 3
Coding region: 123-371 (82 amino acids)
Source: RefSeq, a predicted model, not a curated record
CCUGAGAGCUUCUCGGGCCUUUCGAGGCCCAGCCUCCGCUGCAACCUGUCGAGUUAAACAGGGGAAGAGAACAAGCACCCUGCAACCUCGCGGCGACCGCUCUUCUGAGAAGAGGGAAGACGAUGGAGAAAGCGCUGAGAGUGUACGGCGAAGUGCUGAGGCUCGUGAGGCGGUUGCCCAAAGACACGAGGCCUUACUACGCCAAGUACGCCCGCGAGAACUUCGUCAACUACCGAGAGGUCGACGCCGGCGACCCCAAGGCCCUGGACGAGCUCUUCCACCGAGCUUACAACCACUCCAUCUGGGUUCUCAACAAGUACUCGGUGGAGGAAUCUGCUGCGCAUAGGCUCAAGGAGAUCUGCCUCGGUUGAUGAAUCAAGCCAAGCAGCAACAUGAACAAAUCCCUGUGUUCUGCGAGCUUCGGUUUCAGGAGGUUUCAGAUGGAUGCUUGCACAGAUAUUGGGUCUCUCAUGUUUCUUUGCCUUUUGCUUCCUGAGCUCUCGAUAUUCACUAGAGUGAAGGGAGGAGUGGCCAAGAUAACCACGGCACUCCUAAAGCAUUUGUGGGUUGUCUGUUGUCUGUGGUUAUACUACUUUUUACAAGGAUCCUUUGGAAUGCUGAGUGAAACCGGGAACUGUGUAAUUAAGUAGUUUUGAUUUAGAUACAGCAGAAACCAGUAAUCGGCGGUACUUAUGUUGCCUUGUUCUUUAGAGGCUACUGACUAUGGGACUAAUUUUCAUGAUGGCUUUAGUUGGAUGAAGCAUGUCAUGCUUU